Molecule: messenger RNA, 1245 nt
Organism: Lodderomyces orthopsilosis Co 90-125
Lineage: Eukaryota; Fungi; Ascomycota; Pichiomycetes; Serinales; Debaryomycetaceae
Product: FG-nucleoporin
Exons: 1
Coding region: 1-1245 (414 amino acids)
Source: RefSeq, a predicted model, not a curated record
AUGUUUGGAUCAUCAGGCACGUUUGGGGGCCAAUCGAACCCCUUUGCAACGAAUUCUAAGUCGACAGCUUCUGGAUUUGGUUCUGGAGGUAUUGCAAACACUAGUCAAGGAUUUGGAAAUUCGGGUUUUGGCAGUUCUGGUUUUGGCAGCUCUGGUUUUGGUAGUUCUAGUUUUGGAAAUUCCGGACCAGGAAGCUCUGCAUUUGGGAGUUCAGGAUUCGGAAGUUCAGGAUUCGGAAGUUCAGGAUUCGGGAAACCUGCAUCUACAACCACCAGCAACGGCACGGGAUUUGGCGAUGCUGGAUUUGGAAGUUCAGCAUUUGGCGGUAACAAUAAUACCACGCUGGCAUUUGGAGCACAGAGCAAAUCCACAUCACAACCCAGCCAUUUCGGAGCAUUUCUGAAUAGUAUAGGAUCAGCGUUUGGAAAUCAAACAAGUCAACCUAUUACAUCAGCGUUUGGAUCGAGUCUGACACAAGGGUCAACUGGUGGAGCAUUUGGAGUAGCUGCAAACACCUCGUCUCUGUUUGGUAAUGCUGCCUCUAGCAAUACAACCAGUGCAGGGUUUGGUAAUCCGUCAGCAUCAUCUGCGUUCGGACAAAGCAAUAAAACUACUACACUGUCAGCAUUCGGGGGCAGUGGGUUUGGAAGUAGUGGAUUUGGAAAUGCCAAACCAAAUCAACCACUGGCAUUUGGAUCUACUCCUGCUAGCAUAUCGGUACCAAGUUCCGCAUUUGGUUCAUCGGGCGGGUCUUCCUCGGCAUUUGGAAAUAAUCAAACGUCAACAGCAUCACCAUUUAGUGCCAUUGCAUCGAAUCCCUUUGCACAGCAACAAUCAUCGGUUUCGCCAUUCGGUACCUCUUCAAAUUCAACUGGCACUGGUGCAGUGACCAAUGCGUUUGGACAACCGAAUGCGUCGCUGUCACUGUCACAAUUCGGGCAAGCUAAACCUUCGCUGACGCUGUCACCAUUUGCCUCUGUUGGCAACCUGAACUCUUUCGGUUCAAACCUGGCAUCAAAUCGAACUGGACAACAGGGACCUUCUCUGAUGGUAUUUGGGUCUACAAGUAGUACCAACACAAACUCAGCAUUUCGAUCGACAACUGCUAAUGGAUCGACUAAACCAGAUCACGUCUCAAGUCUGCUUGCCAAAUUAAGUAUAGCUGCACAAGAAGCUUUCAAAGCACCGUCAUUUGAAUUGGGUCACAUCCCAGAUAUCCCGCCACCACCAGAGCUAUGUAUUUAG